UUCCACUUGAUCCUCCUUCUCUCCUUCCUCCUAUAAUCCCAAAACAAAACCCAUCUCUCAAACUCCUCCUCAAACCUCUCUCUCUCUCAUCUCCGAUCAGAGCUCAGGCAAAUGGCGGCAACAAUGGCGACAUCAGCCAAAUGCAUGUCAUCUCCUCCUAAACCCCUAAACCAAACCAAACCCAUCUCUUCCAAACCCUUCAUCUCCCUCCCAACCCCACCAAAACCCACCGUCUCUCUCGCCGUCACAAGCACCGCCCUCGCCGGCGCCGUCUUCUCCGCCCUCAGCUACUCCGAACCCGCUUUCGCCGCCCACCAGAUCGCUAACCUCGCCGCGGCCGCCGCCGUGGAAGGCAGCGACAACCGUGGCUUAGCUCUCCUCCUCCCGAUCGUCCCGGCCAUCGGAUGGGUCCUCUUCAACAUCCUCCAGCCUGCUCUUAACCAGGUCAACAAGAUGCGCGAGAGCAGAGGAGUCGUCGUUGGUCUUGGCAUCGGCGGUGGUCUCGCCGCGUCCGGGCUUUUGACUUCGCCGCCUGAGGCAUCGGCGAGUGUGGCUAACGAGAUGGCGGCGGUGGCGGAAGCUGCGGCGAAAGUUGGAGACAACAGGGGACAGUUGUUGUUGUUUGUGGUUGCUCCGGCUCUGCUUUGGGUUCUUUACAAUAUAUUGCAGCCUGCUUUGAACCAACUCAACAAAAUGAGGUCUAAAUAAAAAAUAAAACUUUUUAUAUUAUCUUUGUUGGGAUUCAAAUGUAAGAUUAAUCCUUUGUUUUAUGGACAGUUUUAUGUUUAAAUUUUGGGACAAUUAUCAUCCUUGUUUGAUCUCGUCUGCUACUACUAUAUACUCCGAUUUUUAACUGUAACUAGGUUGCGCUUAUAAGAUCAUUUGUCCCUA
Messenger RNA from Eutrema salsugineum, 891 nucleotides. Its product is annotated as photosystem II core complex proteins psbY, chloroplastic. Gene Ontology annotation, molecular function: manganese ion binding. The transcript has a single exon. The record is from RefSeq and is a predicted model, not a curated record. NCBI's taxonomy places the organism in Eukaryota, Viridiplantae, Streptophyta, Magnoliopsida, Brassicales, Brassicaceae. Gene Ontology annotation, cellular component: photosystem II; chloroplast thylakoid; membrane. Gene Ontology annotation, biological process: cell redox homeostasis; photosynthesis. The coding region runs from base 112 to 708 and encodes 198 amino acids.